CCUGGCUGGGAGGUAGGUGGUGGUGGCUGAGCCCUGGGACCAGGCCUGGAGCCUGGGCCACGAAGCAGGGCUCGCCCGAGGUGGCUCCCGCAGUUCCUGCAUUGCUCCAUGUCGCUGACCAUGCCUCCUCACUGCCCCUUUCCCUCCAAAAGGAUUUGUGGUGAAAUGCCUAUAUGGCCAUCCUCUCCCUCUUGGAGACUGGCCAAGAGGGCUCGUGGAUUUCUAUCACUGUUCUUGGGACUCAUGCUGCAGUGCUCAGGGGUGAUCCAGAGGGUGAAUAAUUGCCACUCGCCUGAUGUUGCUCUGUGAUCUUAAGCAGACUGAGAGCCUUCUGUCCUCCCACUAAACCUCUCUCCUUGCCCUCCAACCGCCUGAUCCAUGUCUACUUUACUCCUCAAUCUGGACUUUGACAAGCCUCCCCCCAAGAAGGGAUUCGAGGGCAAUGCCAAGCACCGAAGUUUUGUCAAGAAGCGGCGAGUCUUGGAACGGAAAGGUUUUCUGGCUAAGAAGAAUCAAGCCCCAAGCAAGGCACCUAAAGUGUCUUCCAAGGCAAAACAGCAGAAUGGGGACGUGGCCAAAGGGGAUAGUUCAAGGAAGGCCACCUUCCUCACCAAAAAGAAGCCUACAGCUUCCAGCAAUGCAUCCGAGCCAGUACAGGACAAGACAACCAUAGUACCAUGGUUGACCCCUGGCCCUUCACAGAAAACCAAUUCUGUGGUGGCCAAAAUAGAUCUACUGGGAGAGUUCCAGAGUGCUCUUCCAGAGAUAAAGAGCUGCCCACCACGUUCCCAGAAGAACACCAAGAAAAACCCUUCUCAGAAGAACACCCUACAAUCAUCUACCCAAGCUCUCCCAGAGAGUAAAGGUAAAGGCUCUGCUGCACUCCAGAAGAUUCCAAGCAAGAUGGUAGCAAUUGACUGUGAGAUGGUGGGAACUGGACCUAGAGGCCAUGUCAGCUCCUUGGCGCGCUGUAGCGUUGUCAGCUAUGAUGGCGACGUGCUCUACGACGAAUACAUCCGUCCACCCUGCCACAUUGUGGAUUACCGCACCAGGUGGAGUGGGAUACGGAAGCAUCACAUGGUGAAUGCCACUCCUUUCAAGGUGGCACAGGGCCAGAUCCUGAAGCUCCUCGCAGGGAAGAUAGUGGUGGGCCAUGCCAUCCACAAUGACUACAAAGCCCUGCAGUACUUCCACCCCAAGACCCUCACACGGGACACUUCCCGCAUUCCCCUACUCAACAAAAAGGCUGGCUGCCCGGAAAAUGUCACCUUGUCUCUGAAACAUCUCACCAAGACGUUGCUGAACCAGGAUAUUCAGGCUGGGAAAAGUGGCCAUUCCUCUGUGGAAGAUGCCCAGGCCACCAUGGAGCUGUAUAAAUUGGUUGAAGUUGAGUGGGAGCAGCACCUGGCCCAGAAUCCCCCUAAAGACUAGUGGCUAUUGGGACAACAAAGGCGUGUCUCAGGAGGAACAGGGCAGCAGUCUGGGCUGGGCACCUCCUCCUCUAUACUUUGGGAACUAGAGUUAGGAGACAGAGGUUUGCCUGUCCCCAAGCUGUCCAAUGAAAGUUCACCUCAGGCUUGUGCUUGUGUCUGGUUUAAUGUCCCAUGGGACAAGGAAGCCAUGGAAUCAGAACCCACCUGUACCGUUCACCUCUUAAGUGGUGCUAUCUAAGGUCCAAGCGUGCUUGGUUCCCCAGAGCUUUUUGAGGGGUGGGGCAGAUGCUCCAAAACUACUCUUGGCAGUACUUAGGGGUAUGUGGGGGCCAAGAAUCUGAACUAAGAGGACAGGAUUGCAAGGCAAGUGCCUUCACCCCUGGUCUUUCUCUCCAGUCCCUCUCUAGAACUCUUGAUUUUCCCAGGCAGGGCUUGCUGGGAAAUGUGGUUCCCCCACCCCGUCUUACCACAAAGGUGGCCAUAGAUUCCUGAUUCACACCUUGCAUUCUCAGCUGCUGGACAAGACUGUCUUUCUCUUCAGUUGGAAUCAUGUCAUAAGUCAGACUGCUCUUGCCUCAGCCUACCUGGAUCCUGGCAGACUACUCCCUAUUCUGCUCUCCAAUGAGGUUUUAUUCUUCUCAGGAUAAUAGGGAAGUCAGCUCAGAGUGUGACUCGGAAAU
Messenger RNA from Suncus etruscus (white-toothed pygmy shrew), 2113 nucleotides. It is a transcript of the gene ISG20L2, whose product is annotated as interferon stimulated exonuclease gene 20 like 2. Gene Ontology annotation, molecular function: nucleic acid binding; 3'-5'-RNA exonuclease activity. Gene Ontology annotation, biological process: intrinsic apoptotic signaling pathway in response to DNA damage by p53 class mediator. The transcript is spliced from 4 exons. Lineage: Eukaryota; Metazoa; Chordata; Mammalia; Eulipotyphla; Soricidae. Bases 379 to 1431 code for a protein of 350 amino acids. The record is from RefSeq and is a predicted model, not a curated record. Gene Ontology annotation, cellular component: nucleus.